Molecule: messenger RNA, 5287 nt
Organism: Arvicanthis niloticus (Nile rat)
Lineage: Eukaryota; Metazoa; Chordata; Mammalia; Rodentia; Muridae
Gene: Pogz
Product: pogo transposable element derived with ZNF domain
Biological process (GO): regulation of DNA-templated transcription
Molecular function (GO): RNA polymerase II cis-regulatory region sequence-specific DNA binding; DNA-binding transcription factor activity, RNA polymerase II-specific
Source: RefSeq, a predicted model, not a curated record
CCCUGCUCCCACCCCCUACUCCCGGCACCGGGUGCAAGGUCCCUUUAAGGCGACGGCACCUUCCUCGGGUCAGACUACCGGCGGCGACGACCACGGGAGUAUGGCGGACACCGACCUGUUUAUGGAAUGUGAGGAGGAAGAACUGGAGCCAUGGCAGAAAAUCAGUGAUGUCAUUGAGGACUCUGUAGUUGAAGAUUACAAUUCAGUGGAUAAAACUACUCCCGCUGGUAAUACUUUGGUCCAGCAAGGUGGACAGCCACUUAUCCUGACCCAAAAUCCAGCACCGGGUCUGGGAACAAUGGUUACUCAACCAGUAUUGAGACCUGUUCAGGUCAUGCAGAAUGCCAACCAUGUGACUAGCUCCCCCGUGGCCUCACAACCUAUCUUCAUCACUACCCAGGGAUUUCCUGUAAGGAAUGUCCGGCCUGUACAAAAUGCAAUGAAUCAGGUUGGGAUUGUGCUGAAUGUCCAGCAAGGCCAGACAGUUAGACCGAUCACACUGGUCCCAGCCCCAGGUACACAGUUUGUUAAGCCGACAGUUGGCGUCCCACAAGUGUUCUCUCAGAUGACCCCCGUGAGGCCAGGCUCCACAAUGCCUGUGAGGCCCACCACCAACACCUUUACCACCGUCAUCCCAGCUACUCUCACCAUCCGAAGCACUGUCCCACAGUCACAGUCCCAGCAGACCAAGUCCACCCCCAGUACCUCCACUACUCCCACUGCCACACAGCCAACCUCACUGGGGCAGCUAGCUGGUCAGCCUCCAGGCCAGUCCAACCAGACCUCGAAUCCCAAACUAGCUCCCUCCUUCCCCUCUCCACCUGCAGUGAGCAUUGCCAGCUUCGUCACUGUGAAGCGACCCGGGGUUACAGGUGAAAAUAGCAACGAAGUGGCCAAAUUGGUGAAUACUCUUAACACUAUCCCUUCCCUGGGCCAGAGUCCUGGGCCAGUGGUGAUGUCCAACAACAGUUCUGCUCACAGAACCAGUGGACCCGAAUCUUCAAUGAAAGUGACCUCUUCCAUCCCAGUGUUUGACCUCCAGGAUGGUGGACGGAAAAUAUGUCCACGGUGUAAUGCUCAGUUCCGUGUUACUGAAGCUUUGAGAGGUCACAUGUGUUACUGCUGCCCUGAAAUGGUUGAGUACCAAAAGAAAGGCAAGUCCCUCGAUGCAGAGCCCAGUGCUCCAUCGGCAGCAAAGCCCUCCUCCCCGGAGAAGACAGCCCCUGUUACUUCCACACCUUCCUCUACACCAAUUCCUGCUCUCUCACCACCUACCAAAGUACCAGAGCCAAAUGAGAAUGCUGGCGAUACUGUCCAGACCAAGCUUAUUAUGCUAGUCGAUGAUUUUUACUACGGACGGGAUGGGGGCAAAGCAGCCCAGCUCACAAGCUUUCCUAAGGUUGCCACAUCUUUCCGAUGCCCUCAUUGUACUAAAAGGCUAAAGAACAACAUUCGAUUCAUGAACCACAUGAAGCACCACGUAGAACUUGAUCAGCAGAAUGGCGAGGUGGAUGGUCACACUAUCUGCCAACACUGUUACCGCCAGUUCUCCACCCCGUUUCAGCUCCAGUGCCACUUGGAAAAUGUUCAUAGUCCCUAUGAAUCUACUACCAAGUGUAAGAUCUGUGAGUGGGCCUUUGAAAGUGAGCCCUUGUUUCUCCAGCAUAUGAAGGACACGCACAAGCCUGGAGAGAUGCCUUAUGUUUGUCAGGUGUGUCAGUAUCGCUCCUCCCUCUACUCUGAGGUGGAUGUUCAUUUUCGCAUGAUCCACGAAGAUACUCGGCAUUUGCUCUGUCCGUAUUGCCUCAAAGUCUUCAAAAAUGGCAAUGCCUUCCAACAACACUACAUGAGACACCAGAAGAGAAAUGUUUAUCACUGCAACAAAUGCCGGCUGCAGUUUCUCUUUGCCAAGGACAAAAUUGAACACAAGCUUCAGCACCACAAAACCUUCCGUAAGCCUAAGCAACUGGAAGGCUUGAAACCAGGCACCAAGGUGACAAUCCGGGCUUCCCGGGGGCAGCCACGAACUGUUCCUGUGUCUUCAAAUGAUACACCUUCUGGCGCCUUGCAGGAGGCAGCACCUCUGACCUCCACUGACCCGCUGCCUGUCUUUCUGUAUCCCCCUGUCCAACGCAAUAUCCAGAAGAGAGCUGUUAGGAAAAUGAGUGUUAUGGGCCGGCAGACAUGUCUGGAGUGCAGCUUUGAGAUCCCAGAUUUCCCUAAUCAUUUCCCUACCUAUGUGCACUGUUCUCUCUGUCGCUACAGCACCUGCUGCUCUCGGGCUUAUGCCAAUCACAUGAUCAACAAUCAUGUUCCACGGAAGAGUCCCAAAUAUUUGGCUUUGUUUAAAAAUUCUGUAAGUGGAAUCAAGCUGGCCUGCACUUCCUGUACCUUUGCUACCUCCGUGGGAGAUGCCAUGGCCAAGCAUUUAGUGUUCAACCCCUCGCACAGAUCUAGCAACAUCUUACCACGGGGGCUCAGUUGGAUGUCUCACUCAAGGCCUGGCCAGACUCCUGAACGAGUGUUUGACCGGAGCAUGAAGAAUACGUAUCUUCCACCUCCUCUCCUCCCUAACAAAACUGCCACUGUGAAACCUGUAGGAGCCACCCCAGCAGAGCCUCAGGAGCUGGCAGGUCCUAUGCUCCAGGCACUUCCAUCACCAGCCUCAACUGCAACCCCACCAGCAACCCCCACUCACCCACUGCCCUCCGCCCUGCCACCCUUGGCCACAGAGGGGACUGAGUGUCUGAAUGUCAAUGAACAGGAAGAGGGUAGUCCUGUUACCCAGGAACCUGAGCCAGCAUCGGGUGGUGGAGGUGGCAGUGGGGUUGGCAAGAAAGAGCAGCUGUCUGUGAAGAAACUUCGAGUAGUACUGUUUGCCUUGUGCUGCAACACUGAACAGGCGGCUGAACACUUUCGAAACCCCCAGCGGCGAAUCCGUCGUUGGCUUCGACGCUUCCAGGCCUCUCAGGGAGAGAACUUAGAGGGCAAAUAUCUCAGCUUUGAGGCAGAAGAAAAACUGGCUGAAUGGGUGCUGAUCCAGAGAGAGCAACAGCUCCCUGUAAAUGAAGAGACCUUGUUUCAGAAGGCCACCAAAAUCGGACGCUCUUUGGAAGGGGGAUUUAAGAUCUCCUAUGAGUGGGCUGUGCGCUUUAUGCUCCGGCACCACCUCACUCCCCAUGCCCGGCGAGCUGUAGCCCACACAUUACCGAAGCAUGUAGCAGAGAAUGCCGGACUCUUCAUUGAGUUUGUGCAGCGGCAGAUUCACAAUCAGGACUUACCUUUGUCUAUGAUUGUGGCUAUCGAUGAGAUCUCUUUGUUCCUGGACACAGAGGUGCUGAGCAGUGAUGACCGAAAGGAGAAUGCUCUGCAGACAGUGGGCACAGGGGAGCCUUGGUGUGACGUUGUGCUGGCUAUCCUAGCAGAUGGCACUGUCCUCCCCACCCUCGUUUUCUUCCGAGGACAAGCGAAUCGGCUUGCUAAUGUGCCAGACUCUAUAUUACUCGAGGCCAAAGACAGUGGCUACAGUGAUGAUGAAAUUAUGGAGGUUUGGUCAACCCGUGUAUGGAAGAAGCACACAGCUUGUCAGCACAGCAAAAGCAUGCUGGUGAUGGACUGCCACCGCACUCACUUGUCAGAAGAGGUAUUGGCCCUGCUCAGUGCCUCUAGCACUUUGCCUGCGGUAGUCCCCGCAGGCUGUAGCUCCAAAAUCCAGCCACUAGAUGUAUGCAUCAAACGAACUGUUAAGAACUUUCUGCACAAAAAGUGGAAGGAGCAGGCUCGGGAAAUGGCAGAUACUGCUUGUGAUUCUGAUGUCUUGCUUCAGCUGGUGUUGGUCUGGCUGAGUGAGGUGCUGGGUGUCAUUGGGGACUCCCCAGAGCUAGUUCAGCGGUCCUUCCUUGUGGCUAGUGUUCUGCCAGGUCCUGAUGGCACCGUUAACUCACCUGCACGCAACGCUGACAUGCAGGAGGAGCUCAUUGCCUCUCUAGAGGAGCAGCUAAAGCUAAAUGGAGAACAGUCUGAGGAGCACUCAGCCUCUGCCCCCCGGCCCAGGCCACCUCCUGAAGAGACAGUUGAGCCUGAAAGCCUUCACCAGCUUUUUGAGGGGGAAAGUGAGACGGAGUCUUUCUAUGGCUUUGAGGAGGCUGACCUAGAUCUGACGGAGAUUUAGGUGCUAAGGCUAUAGAAGCAUGUGGACUCAGGUAGGAGAGCUGAGGGAGGCUAAAGGGGCUUAGACAAGAUGGGUACCACUGGGGUACUUGGUUAUAGUUUCAGUUUUAUGCCACCACUCCCAACAUUGACUCUUCCUCUGAAUUUGUUGGGUUUUUAGGACCCCAGUAGUGAUCAGUUCCGAGCCGAGGAGCUGGCCCAUUGGUUACUCCUGCUAAAAACAUGUUUUUGUGACCCUUUUUUUCUUCUUCUUUAAUUUAAAUCACUGUGUUUGCUAUUUUUCUGACAAAAUCUAGGAAAACAAUCCUUUGUGGACAGAUACUAAGUUGUUUUGUUUCCCCUAUUACCUCAAUUGUAUCAUAGUAUUUCUGGGUUUUGUUUUACUGUGUGGCCAAUGUCUUUGGGCAUGAUACUAUCUAAUCAUUGUUAACAUGAGAACUCUGCUGCAGAUGGAAAGAAAGAAUAUGUAGCUCACAAACUGGCUUAUUACAUACGUGGACAAGUUUUUUUCAUUGUGGUCUUAACACUUUUAUAUAAAAAUGAAAAUGAAAAAUGAAUCCCACUGAACUCUUUCCUUCCAUUCCCCUCUAUUCCCCUCUCUCUCCAGAGGUGUUGGUUGCUUCAGCAGCUCUAGAUAGAAAAUUGUGGCUUUAAAAAGUGCAUGAACCACCUUGAAACAUCCAGAAUGGAUAGAUUUUUUCUGUCCUCACCACCCCUCCACCAAAAUAUAACAGAAACAAUAUUUCUUGCACUUGUAACCCUUGACCCUUUUCCUGAUUUUCACACCGUCGUUCACUCUGGACAAAGGAGCACAUGUGUCCCUAGCAAGCAAGAGGUAGUAUUGAGUGAGGUGAUGAGUGUUCAGGUGGAAGCCAUUCCUAGUCUCUGUCUUCAACAAGCCCCCGGCAUGGUCCCUGCUCAGUUGAACUUUGUCCUGUUAAGCUCGUCCCAGCAGCACACUUGCUCACCACAGGUACAACUGACAUAUGUUACAUGUUGAACUAACAAGACAGACUGCUGGAAUUCCUGCUUACAUGUGGCUUUCCUGUUCCUCUCAUAUUCAGAGAAAUGGAUGUGAAAAGCAUAGAGGUGUGCACAGAGAAAGACAUGAAUCUUU